Culicoides brevitarsis is the source of this 1545-nucleotide messenger RNA. Its product is annotated as L-dopachrome tautomerase yellow-f-like. The transcript has a single exon. The record is from RefSeq and is a predicted model, not a curated record. NCBI's taxonomy places the organism in Eukaryota, Metazoa, Arthropoda, Insecta, Diptera, Ceratopogonidae. Bases 1 to 1545 code for a protein of 514 amino acids.
AUGGUCGAGUUAACAAUAUUCCUGUCGCUUUUGAUCUCCGUGGCAUUUGCUGCAAGUCCUUGUGAGAAACCCACAAAGGAUUGUAACAACAAAACCAGUUUCGUGAACGAAGUGAAAGCUCAAACGCUGUGUAGCUGGGAGAAACUACUGUGGAACGACGAUUCCGUGGCAAAUGUUUGUUCCGAAAAUCAAGUUGCAUCGAAAAAUAUCCCGUGGAAAUUUGUCGUUAUCAAUUCGCACGUUUACGUUUUAAUUCGUUCGAAAAAUCCGGGCACUUACAGCUCCUUAAAUCGCUUUUUAAUUACCGAUGCGGUCGCAAACACCAAAAAUACGGAUGGCUCGUCGCAAUGCCCCGCUCUUGAUUGUUACCCGAGUUGCGAGGAAAAUCAAUUUUUUGCAUCGGACACGUGUGAAGCCAAAUUACCUGAAAUUAUCGAUGCUGUGGAUGUUUUUCGUGACAAAUGUGGUCGCUUGUGGGUCUUCGAUACCGGGUGCUAUCACAAUGGCACGCAGUUCCAAUGUGUCCGGGCCAGUAGUUUGACGGCAUUUUCCAGUGAUGAUGUCUUGCUUGAACGAAUUAGCGUCGAAGAAUACGAGUAUUCUGAAACUUACUCCGCGAUGAUUGUAAAUGAUGACGAACUGGAUUGCGAAUCUGGCGAAGAAAAAAUUUAUUUUUAUCUCUUGGAUUCGAAGAGAAAACACAUUCGCACUUAUUCGUUGAACGAACGGAAAUUCUGGGAGUUUAGAGCUGUUCCUUUCCGUCCGGAACCGUCUGAGAGCAAUUUUGAGGUGCAAAUUUCGCAAAAUCAGCACUUUACGUACACCGUUAAUACGGGCGUUAAAAAUGCCGUUCGUGGUCCGUAUGGGUUGUUUUUCCAUUGUGGCGCUGGAAAAUAUUUGUAUCAUAUUCCUUAUGCAGUUUUGAACAACGAAGAAGCUUCCAAGCAGAACGAACUGACUUUCCAAAUUGAAAAACUCACGAAAUUCAAUAAAAAUGGACAAAGUGUCGGUUUGUUGAAUGACGGGAAUAUUUUUUACUUCCUUCAAAUCCAGAACGGAGCCGUUGCUUGUGUAAACGGUGCCGAAUUAAAAGACUUCCAACUCAUCACAGUUGAUAAAAAGAAAUUUUCGAGUACUUGUAGCAUUCAAUUGUAUGCCGACAAUACUGGAAAGAAAAUCAUGGUUUUCUCGAAUAAUCGUUUUGAUAUUCAUCAGAAUGGAUUGAAUGAAACUCAGCCGAAUUUUGUGAUUUCUUACAUUGAUCCGAAAGAUGUGGAGACUUUUUAUCCAGAAUGCAAGGGACACUUUAUGGAUGUUUACAGGCCACCAGGUGCUCCAGCUGAUUAUUUGGCAGUUGAUAAAUUCCAACAAGCAGCUGCAGAAAAAAAUGAAUGUCCGCAUGGAAAGGAUAAGAAGGAAAAAGUUGAGUUAAGUCGCAGUGACGAAGCGUUGUAUCAAAUGUUGUUGGCGCAGAUUUUAGGACAGCAAAAGAAAUUGUCACCGGAUUGUAUGCAAAAGCAAAAGCCGGUGGUUUAUGGAUUGUAA